GCUUCAUGUAUAAAUGUAUAAACUCAUCCAGCGCUCUCUCUCUUUAAUCUUUGCAGAACCAUAAACCAGUAGAGAGAGAGAGAGAGAGAUCAACAAGGCUCGAAGAGAAGACAUGGAAGGGGCGUCCAUGGGUGCGUUCAAGGGCCUGAGGGGAUACUGGAGGAGGAGGAGCUACCGGAGGUUGGGCGUGGGGUCGGGCAUCCGGCGCUGCAUGCCCGUUGUGGAGCUGGGCUCAACCCGGCGGAGGCGGCGCUGGUCCUGGCGGAUCAAGAUCUCGCCCAAGCUCGCCUGCCUCAGGUCGCCCAAGAAGUUCCUGAUCUGGCUCCGCGACGGCUACGUGAACAUGAUGCUGCGCUUGGCUGACUCGCGAGUGGGCUACGCAUACGGUGCUGACGUCGGGCUGAGCGGGUUCGGGAGCCGACCGCUGAAGGAGUACGACCAGAAGGUGAUCGUGGAGGUGUACAGGGCCCUGAUGGCGGCGCAGGCGAAGGCCAUGACCACAACCAGAGUCGCACCGAGUCUGUUCCCGCUGGCCACAAUCAGCGAAAUCAUGUAAGGGAGGAUUCCUCGGCCGAUGGGGGAAGCCGGAAAUAAAGGAGGUGCGGCGAGAGGUGUCGCCGGAGAUGGGCAUCCGGACAAGGAAAGGGUUCCAACUCUUAUGUUUUUUUUUCCCUUUCUUUUUCCUUUUUUGGUUUCUAAUUCCUAUUGUGUAAAUUUGCCCUUGUACCGCAAUUGUCUGGCGAAAUAAAAGACAACGUCACAUGCAACUAUAAACUUUCUUAAGCAAAAAAGUGCAGGAAAAAGAGGAAAUGUAACUGGAGUUGUCGUUACAUUCUUCGCUUUGAGAAUAGGAUCGUGUCUCU
Molecule: messenger RNA, 863 nt
Organism: Rhodamnia argentea
Lineage: Eukaryota; Viridiplantae; Streptophyta; Magnoliopsida; Myrtales; Myrtaceae
Exons: 1
Coding region: 113-556 (147 amino acids)
Source: RefSeq, a predicted model, not a curated record